Lethenteron reissneri (Far Eastern brook lamprey) is the source of this 2212-nucleotide messenger RNA. Its product is annotated as probable Bax inhibitor 1. Lineage: Eukaryota; Metazoa; Chordata; Hyperoartia; Petromyzontiformes; Petromyzontidae. Gene Ontology annotation, biological process: negative regulation of RNA splicing; negative regulation of apoptotic signaling pathway; cellular response to unfolded protein. Gene Ontology annotation, cellular component: mitochondrial membrane. The record is from RefSeq and is a predicted model, not a curated record. Gene Ontology annotation, molecular function: enzyme binding.
GCGGGGCGAGUGGCGAGGGGCGGGGCCAGCUUCAUCAGCCCACGUCACUCGCUGCGUGCCACACAAACUGAGUCCGUGUCGGGUUGAGCUCUGUGCGUCUUCUCCCAACAUCGUGUGGAUCCGACGGAAAGAUUCAAGUGCUUUAAACAAUUACAGGACAAACACGCCAUGGAUACCUUGUUGGGAGAUCGUCGCUUCAACGCGCGCACCCUGUUCGACUUCAGCUGCCUGGAGCCUGACACACGCCAACAUCUCAAGAAUGUCUACGCCACCCUGGCCAUCUGCAUGCUGGUGGCGUCCGCAGGGGCCUAUGUCCACCUCUACACGGCCAUCCUGCAGGGGAACUUCUUGAUGACCCUGGUGAGCAUGGGCCUGCUCAUGUGGCUGAUGUUUACGCCUCGCAAUGGGCAGAACGACGCCAAGCGACUGGGCAUCCUGUGCGGCUUUGCCUUCACCGUUGGACUCGGACUUGGCCCUCUGCUCGACUUCGUCAUCGCAAUCAACCCGAGCAUCAUUGCCACCGCCUUCAUGGGCACCAGCCUCAUCUUCGGCUGCUUCACCCUCAGCGCCCUCUACGCCCGACGCCGCUCCUACCUCUACCUGGGCGGAACUCUGAUGUCCGGACUCUCCUUCCUGCUGAUGAUGUCUCUCUUUAACAUGUUCUACGGCUCCGCCCUCCUCUUCAAGGCCCAGAUGUACCUGGGGCUGCUGGUCAUGUGCGGCUUCGUGCUCUUCGACACGCAGCUCAUCGUGGAGAAGUGCCGCGCCGGCGACAAGGACUUCAUCUGGCACAGCGUGGACCUCUUCCUGGACUUCAUCCACAUCUUCCGCAAGCUCAUGAUCAUCCUCACCAUGAACGAGAAGGACAAGAGAAAAGAGAAGAAGUGAAGAGAGGGACGCAGGCGAAGUAACAACGGAACUUCACACAGAAUCUUAUUUUUGUGUAUUAAUCAUCAACUUCGUUGUGUGUGCGUGUGCGUGUACCUUUCUGUGUAUUUUUGGUAAUUAUUUCCGACUUAAAAGUUGACCUGUGAAAAAUGCAUCUUUACCCCCAUCCCCCCCCCAUCUAAACAAAUUGACUCACCGAGUUGAAGACGGGAGAAAAACGUGGUUUGCGUAUUCGAUUCGACGAUUGGAUAGGAAGUGUCACACGCAGAGCUGGAGACGCUUUUAAACCGGACGUCGAACGCGCCGUUAACGUCACCGCCUCAAGCGGGUGGGGGGUAACUCGACGCAUCGUCAAAGAUGCACAGGUAAUCGAUACGUCUUAAACGGUGUACGGGAUGACAAUUUUCUCUUUAAUAUUUAUGCAUGGUGCACUUGUGUUAACACUUAGGCCAAUGCAUACGAUGUCGUUAAGGGUUAGGUCGAGGGGGGGGGGGGCGGCCGGGGGGGGUGGGGUGACUUUGUUCGCUUAGGCACUCACUGCUACACACACGCGCGGCGGCUUGCUUUGCAUAGACAGGGUUUGACGAGACAUUUCCUAACCGGCAGCGGGCAAACAAAAUAAUCAUAAUUGGCGCAGCGUUCGUGACUGCAGGGAUUCAUCCUGUUGGUUCUUUAGGUAAAGUCACGUAGAAGGGAAAUAAUAAAAUAAUAGAAAUAAGGCAUAAUAAAAUAAUUCUCACGACGUUUCGGCCACAACGCAAGCAGCCGUCCUCAGGUGAAGAACAGGUCUGUCGAGCAAACAUUCAGACUGUCUUCUCGACAGACCUGUUCUCCACCUGUGGACGGCUGCUUGCGUUGUGGCCGAAACGUCGUGAGAAUUAUUUUAUUGUUUUAUUUUUAUUAUUUCCCUUCUACGUUACUUUACCGAAAGAACCAAGGAGAAGAUGGUGCAGCGUUGUUGACGAUACAAUUUCGUGAGGUCCUCGGGUUUGGAAAAUCCACUUAAGAGGCACGCCUUUGCUAUCGCUGUUGACGAGAGGGCGCCGAACGCGUUGUUGGGAGUUGCAGGAAGAACACACGCUCUGGGGAUCGAGUGGUAAAUGCACACCUGGCCACUUUAUUUUAUUAACGAUAAUUUGCUAUGAAGGGGUUUCUUAAUAACAACUCGCAUAUCGAGCACUGAGGAGUACACCGGGAAAAAAAAACUUAGCAUCCAAUUAACCACUUAACCAGGUUAGAAGGUUUAAUAAUUAACGUUUGAACUAAAUGACUUUGAACUGUUAAUAAACCAUUUAGAUGUGCCAAAAUUAAACAAUGUGAUGUC